Molecule: messenger RNA, 1893 nt
Organism: Scatophagus argus
Lineage: Eukaryota; Metazoa; Chordata; Actinopteri; Scatophagidae
Product: myocilin-like
Exons: 3
Coding region: 132-1517 (461 amino acids)
Biological process (GO): osteoblast differentiation; signal transduction
Cellular component (GO): Golgi apparatus
Source: RefSeq, a predicted model, not a curated record
CCUUGGUGGCACCGGCUAAGGAAAAAGAAAGAAAACAUAUAAACCAAGCAGAAACACUCUACUGAAUCAAAAAGGAUAAACACUUGCACCUCUGCAGAUUUUCCCAAACCAUAACCGGCUCAGGCUCCAGAAUGUGGUUCCAGGUGUUUUUCUUUUGCCUGUCCUGCUUACCUCUGUCAAGCCGAAGCCAGGCCCAAGACAGAUCCUUGUUCCACCGCUCCAAUGACCACACUGGGCGCUGCCACUACACCUUCACUGUGGCUAGUCCAGAGGAGUCCAGCUGCUCUGAAAACAACAUCAAACCAGAGAUGGAUGGAGUCUCGUCCCGACUCACUCUGCUGGAGGCUUUGGUCAGCCGUCUGAUAACUGGGGUAGAUGGAGGUGUUGGGACUGGUGAUGAUCAAGAGGGUCUCCAGGAAGCUUACUCCCUGGUUACAGGGGAGAGAAACCAGCUGCAGCAGGACAAGGAGCAUCUGAACAGGCAGGUCCAGGAGCUGCAGAGGAGGCUGGACGAGCUGAGUCAGGAGGCUGAGAGCCUUAGACAAAAACCUUGCCAGCAGACACACACCUCAGGGGGAACUCAGCAUGAAAACAGACCUGUCAGUGACCCUGCAUAUGACUUUGGGAAUAGUGCAUACCAGGAGAUGAAGGCUGAGGUUACAGAAGUUCCAGCAUCCCACCUCAUUCCAGAAAGAAAUCACAAUUUCACAGCCUGUGGAGAGCUGGUGUCAGUGGGAGACCCCGUGAUGCACAGGAAGGCUGACAGCAUCACAGGGAAGUAUGGAGUGUGGCUGCAGGAUCCCGAGCCCCAGGGCCCUCAUUACACUAACAAGACUGUGUGGCGCAUCGACACAGUGGGUAAAGAUGUCCGCCAGCUCUUUGCUUAUGAAGACAUGGAUCAAUUCUCCAGAGGCUUCCCUACAAAGGUCCUGGUCCUGCCAGAGCCUGUGGAGAGCACAGGGGCAACCGUGUACCGCGGCUCCCUCUACUAUCAGCGCAGACGCAGCCGGACCCUCAUCCGAUAUGACCUGGCCUCUGAGGGCCUGGCAUCACGCCGGGACCUGCCUCACGCUGGCUUCCAUGGCCAGCAUCCUUACUCAUGGGGUGGCUACACUGACAUCGACUUGGCAGCAGACGAACAGGGUCUGUGGGCUAUCUACAGCACAAGCAAGGCAAGGGGGGCGAUCGUGAUUUCCCAGCUGGACCCAGAGAGCAUGGAGGUGAAGAAGAGCUGGGAAACAAACAUCAGGAAGAACACAGUGGCCAAUGCUUUCAUGAUAUGUGGACGUCUGUACACGGUGGCCAGCUACACUGCAGCUAACACCACCAUCAACUAUAUGUUUGACACAGCCACUGGGGUGGGGCGGGCUGUUGCUGUGCCCUUCAAGAACAAGUACCGUUACAACAGCAUGGUGGACUACAACUACGCCCAGAGAAAGCUGUAUGCUUGGGACAACUUCCACAUGGUCACCUACGACAUUAGACUGGGCAAGGCCAGCCACAGCAGCAGGAGCUGAAGAGGACAGAGAGAAACUGAUGUUUACAGGACUGUGCUGUUAGACGAGCAAGUGAAUGAGAUGAAGCAUAUAACCAUUUGCGUUGUACUGAGGUCGUCUAUGUGUUUUUGCAUGACUAAAAUCUAUUUUUGCUAUUGCUGUUGUAAAUAAAAUCAGCAGAAAUAUAUUCGUAAAGCAGAUUAAUGUAGCUGUGAUAGGACCGUUGAUGAUCUCAGAGAUUAUUACAAACAGUAACCAUGGUUUAGAAUUGUUUAAUAUUUUUGUUAUCUGUUGCUAAGUGUUCACACUAUUUAUGUUCUCAAUAAAACAUUUGUCAUUUAAAAUGAAACUUUCUUGCUUGGGCUUCUUGUUAUUGUCCUUGAUAAUGAGAACACAG